Epithele typhae is the source of this 1323-nucleotide messenger RNA. Its product is annotated as Swi3-domain-containing protein. The record is from RefSeq and is a predicted model, not a curated record. Gene Ontology annotation, cellular component: replication fork protection complex; nucleus. Gene Ontology annotation, biological process: replication fork arrest; replication fork processing; DNA replication checkpoint signaling. Gene Ontology annotation, molecular function: DNA binding. Bases 1 to 1323 code for a protein of 440 amino acids. The transcript has 3 exons. NCBI's taxonomy places the organism in Eukaryota, Fungi, Basidiomycota, Agaricomycetes, Polyporales, Epitheliaceae.
AUGGCCUCGCUCGACGACAUCUGGGACACGCCGGCGGAGGUGGGCUCCACGCAGCCAGCACUCCCACCGAUUACGAUCAGCGACGACGAAGACGACGCGCCCACCCAGCGCGCGGGACGUCGCCGCGCGCCGAAGCCCGCCCUCUUCCUCGACUCCGACUCGGAGGGCGAGGCCGCGACCUCCGGCAACGCCGUCUACGUCUCGAACCCCAGAUCCGAGAAGCCAGACAUCGACGCGUUCUGGGACGAUCUCGAGGAUGACCCGUCGACGGCGCGCCAGGAGCUCCCGCCCUCGCUUGACCUCGAGGCGCUGAAGCGGCAGGCGGGGGAGAAGGGCAUGCUGGCGUACACGCCGCACCAGAUCUUGCCGAGCAGCUCCCCACCUCCAGAAGGUGACGACGAAGAGGAAGCAGAGGGAGGGAAAGGCAAGGAUGCGGGGAAGAGAAAGUCGGGGGUGGGGCUGAAAAAGAGGCCAAAGCUGGACCAGGCCAGGCUGCUGGGACCGGACGGGUUCCCCGCACUCGUGAAGCAGGCGAAGGAGUUCAAGCCGAAGGGCAAGGGCCAUGAGGUGUCCGACCUCAACAGGCUCUUGAACAUCUAUCAGUUCUGGGGACACAAGAUGUACCCGCCGAGCCAGUUCUCAGACACUGUCCAAAGGGUAGAAAAACAUUGCCAUACGAAACGCCUGCAGGUCGCGCUGGGCGCGUGGAGAGACGAGUUCCACGGGCUUAUCAACGGCAGGAAGCCCGAGGAAGAGGGCGAAGACGACUCGGACAAGGACGAGCACGACGCGACCGCGGCGCGGCUCACAGACCACGACGUGCCACUCGCCACGGACAACGAGCGGUCAUCCCCGUCUCGAGGGCCGUCUGUGCCGCCGUCUUCCGCAUCGGAGCUGGCAUUCGACGACUUUGACAUCGACGCAAUGAUACAUGACGACGAAAACGCCCGCAGACGGACAAGUACCAAGGGCCCGUCCCUUUCAACAACUACUUCCGUUCCGGCUAUGUCCAGCGCAGUCACAGACGAAGACGAGGCGAUGUGGGACGCGAUGAUGGGCGACAUGUCUAACGAGCCGACAGUAUCGAAGGGUCAGCCACCGGCCUCAAAACCCUCCGCACCUCCACCACCAGAAGAAGAUGAGGACAUGUGGGACUUGGUUAGGGAGGCUGAGAUGGAGGCUGAAGCGGCAACGAAGGUUCCAGCAGUUGCCCCAGCGAGCUCAGUAGCGACACCCGCCCCGCCAACGGAUCCUCCAGGCCAACAGAGCGCGAAGAAGACGGCGGAUGAUGACUAUUGGGACGAUAUGUACUUGGAUGAGUAG